GCUUCAGAUUAGUGUCCUGGAAAGCCGAACGCACUGACUGUUUCCCCUCCCCCACCAGGUGAAUCAUCUCCGCUGCCUGCAUGAGUUUGCCGAGGCCCAGGCCACGUACUACGCUCAGUGUUACCAGUACAUGGUCGACCUGCAGAAACAGCUGGGCAGUUCCAGAAGUGAGGGGUUCCCCGCCACGCUUGUUGUGAAUGCAGAUUCUACCCCUCCGCCUCUCAGUACCUCUCCACCACCCGCUACGCUUCCCGUGCUCCAGGCCGUCAGUCCCAAUCCAGGGGACGGGACGCUGAACGCUAUCGAUGUGAAGCCCCCUUCAAGCGGCACCAGGAAAGCUCGAGUUCUCUACGAUUACGAAGCUGCAGACAGCACCGAGCUGACACUCGCGGCGGACGAGCUAAUCACCGUGUACAGUCUCCCCGGUAUGGAUCCAGACUGGCUGGUGGGUGAGAGGGGAAACAAGAAGGGUAAAGUACCAGUUACUUACCUGGAGCUCCUUAGCUAGACCCGACUCCACCAGGACAGCAAACUUCUCAAACAAGCCAAUGUCUCCGGAGGGCUGAUUGUUUGCUAGAUGCUGCUGCUUCGUUUGGUUUUCUUCCUGUCUUACAGACUGAAGCUGCACACGUCACCCCUUAUUUCUCGCAAGUUGCCCUUUUUUUUUUUAUUGAAUGUUACCCUUACGUUGCAGGAUGGGUCUUUGGCGUUUUUGCCGGCCUCUCCUGCACCUAAGGCGUUGCGUUUCUCCUGUU
Messenger RNA from Spea bombifrons (plains spadefoot toad), 755 nucleotides. RefSeq names its product endophilin-B2-like. Lineage: Eukaryota; Metazoa; Chordata; Amphibia; Anura; Pelobatidae. Bases 131 to 508 code for a protein of 125 amino acids. Gene Ontology annotation, cellular component: membrane. The transcript is spliced from 4 exons. Gene Ontology annotation, molecular function: protein binding. The record is from RefSeq and is a predicted model, not a curated record. Gene Ontology annotation, biological process: membrane organization.